This is a messenger RNA of Podarcis lilfordi (Lilford's wall lizard), 237 nucleotides long. Lineage: Eukaryota; Metazoa; Chordata; Lepidosauria; Squamata; Lacertidae. The record is from the annotation of a GenBank genome assembly.
AUGGCAGCUACUGGAGUCAAAACCCAUCGUGAAAGCGAGUUGACCAAGUAUCAACAAGAUGCUUUGGCGACUGACAAGCAAAGAGAGAUUCUGAGAACCAGCUGUGGACGUGACCAUGUCCUGGUCACGUGGUGCUCGGAAGCACAUCAUGUCAUGCGAGAUAAAAUGAGCCAAGGACGAAUCCUCAAGGGAGUUGACUUCAAAUAUGACAACGUGCCAAAGAGUUUGAAGCAUUAA